Rubroshorea leprosula is the source of this 552-nucleotide messenger RNA. The record is from the annotation of a GenBank genome assembly. NCBI's taxonomy places the organism in Eukaryota, Viridiplantae, Streptophyta, Magnoliopsida, Malvales, Dipterocarpaceae.
AUACUCAAACUUAAAAAAGGACUUCCAAAACCCUCAUAUAACAUGGUUAAAGUACAAAUCCUUUCCAUUCUUCUUCUUUCUCUCUUGUUCAUGAGUUCCAUGCUGUACGCAUCUGAAGCAAGGCCAUUGAGAGAUUCGAAGUCGCAAAGUGCGGAUUUCAUUAAAGAGAUAAAGGACAUGUUUAAAGGGUUGUCUCUCGAUGCUGUCAAGGUUUCAGGUCCGAGUCCAGGCGUUGGACACAGGUAUAAGAAUCUUCAAACUCUUGGACUAGGAAAUAAGGCUAUCAUAAAGAACUCUGGCCCUAGCCCUGGCGAGGGACACAAACCUGCUAAACUCGAUCGGCCGUAAACCCGAUCGGACAUUGAUUCUAUUUGUUUUUCUACCUUGCUAAUUGUUAAGAGACCUCUUGUAUCAUGACUGUUAUAUAUACUAUAUGUAAACAUGCAGCAGGUUACUUCGCAUGUACUCUGUAAUUUGGCAAACAUACAUUGUACAUUACCUGUAGCCUUUGUUUUUUCCAUAUUUACAUUAAAAUAAAAUGAGGAGUUAGCA